Messenger RNA from Thalassophryne amazonica, 772 nucleotides. It is a transcript of the gene tmem186, whose product is annotated as transmembrane protein 186. The transcript is spliced from 2 exons. The coding region runs from base 97 to 756 and encodes 219 amino acids. Lineage: Eukaryota; Metazoa; Chordata; Actinopteri; Batrachoidiformes; Batrachoididae. The record is from RefSeq and is a predicted model, not a curated record. Gene Ontology annotation, cellular component: mitochondrion.
GCUAAACCGUGAGCUAAACCCUGAAACACUGACUGCGACAGACCUGGUUCUCGAUUCUUUGAUUUGUUUUUUUUAGAGAUAUAACCUGUUGAUCCCAUGUUUGUCAUGCUACGAUCAGUGGUCAAAUCUGGGCUACCUUCCCAGAUACUGUCCUGUACCAGAGGGGCACGUGUACCCACAAGCCAGAGGUUGUCUGGACAUUCAGUCAUCCCACAGAGCUUCCAUGGACACUUUUCUCUUCGAAUCACUGCGCUGGGCAGGUACUCGGAUUUGUCUGCAAAGAAGUAUACCAUGAUUUACAGACUGCCAUACAUCAAGGUCCUCAGAGGUGUGUCGAGGCUUAAACUCCUCCAGACUGCUGUGACUGUCGUCAUCUUACCGCCAGUGUACUUUCUUUACCUCCAGGGAGAAGUGUCCUCCUUCCUUGUGAGCUAUGCAACAGGAAUCGCAGGUUUCGCUGGUAUAAUGUUGUACACUGCCAGUAACUUAAUUAGGAGAGUCAUCGGAAUGAUGUACUUGGAUCCAUCACAGACGACGCUAAAAGUGUCUCUCCUCACAUUCUGGGGCAAACGACAUGAUGUAUAUCUGCCAGUGUCAGAUAUUAUGACCAUUGCGGAUACGGGGGACAACGUAGGGGAGAAGAUAUUGAAGCUGAAGAGAUACAGCAGUGCAAAGACGUUGUUUUUUUCCACUUACUUUGGCCAUGUGGUGGACAAACAGGGUUUUGAAAAAGUGUUUGGCAGUCAAACUUUAUGAAUAUGUGGUGGGAAAU